This is a messenger RNA of Chiloscyllium plagiosum (whitespotted bambooshark), 1903 nucleotides long. RefSeq lists its product as uncharacterized. Gene Ontology annotation, biological process: protein polyubiquitination; proteasome-mediated ubiquitin-dependent protein catabolic process. The record is from RefSeq and is a predicted model, not a curated record. Lineage: Eukaryota; Metazoa; Chordata; Chondrichthyes; Orectolobiformes; Hemiscylliidae. Gene Ontology annotation, molecular function: protein binding; ubiquitin protein ligase activity.
GGAAUUUACAUCCUCAGCGAGUGGGGGUCCAAUUCCAGUCUCUGUGGGACAGACUUCUGAAAGUGGGCGUCAGGCCACAACCAGGACCAGCCUUGACCUUAUUGGGUGGCAGAGGGCAGCCUGGAGGGUCCACAUGGCCCAACCGCGUCCCCAUUUCUUAUCAUCCUGAGCUGGGACCAUGGCACCGUACCGUAAAGCUGAAUGAAGCAACUCAAUUAUAAUGGACCAUUCCUUAGAAACCUCAAAGCGCAAAGAGAAACUAUUGCAGACAAUGCACAAGCUCCAGGUUAAGUCGGGGAGUACUUUGCAACAGACAAGCCCAUUGCUAAACUGUCACACGGGCAUGGGCAUGGUGACCAUACAACAUGUGAAUCACCUGUCACACACAGCAUCGCAGGUUUGUCAGGAUCUCGAGAAUAUUGAAAAUCUGGUUCGCUUUCGUCAGAAUGAGCUCAUGUACAAAAUUGCAAACCCAGAGGGGAGUCAUUCAGAUGGUCUGAGCGGCAUCCACUGUUGUCUCGAUGGCACCACUUACAUUGUCAGUGUCAGCUCUCCAUGGGUCCACGUACUGAAUCGUUCUGGUCAGGUAGUCCAGUCAUUGCAUUGUGUUCAACAGCAGGGAAGAUAUAAGGAGCCCUUUCUUCCAGAAGAUGUAACUCUGACUAGAACUGGAAUGGUAGCUGUUACUGAUAUGGUGGGUGGAGCUGUUCAGAUCUUCAAUCCUCACUCCAGGUUCUCAGAAGGUGAAUGGAUUGGAAUUGGAAAAAUAAAUUGCCCCAAAGGAAUUGGAGUCGACCGUUCUGGGAAACUCCUGGUAACCGAUUAUACUGGAGGCAACGUGCAUAUUUUUGCUGUAGAUCAUACCUUCAGGCAGAAGCACAUUCAGACUAUCACAGGACUAAGAGGACCCAGAUACAUAGCUUCAAUGUAUGAUGGUGGAAUCGUUGUGAGUGAAGAAUGUGGUGACGUGAAGGUGUAUGGAAGCAACCUGAAACUAAUGUACUCACUCAGCACCAAAUAUUGCCACCAAUUUGGAAAUCCUGCUGGGCUCUGUGCUGACAAGGAGGGGAACAUCAUGGUAGUGGAUGAACAGAAGAGAAAUGUGAUACUGUUUCCAAAGUUUGGAUCUCCUGUUUCCAUUGUAUCAAUGGGCCUCAAGAAGCCUACUGGUUUGGCUUGCUCCAGUUAUGGUCUCGUGUUUGUAAUGGAUACCGGAGACAACUGUAUCAAAGUCUUCAAGUACAGAGUAAAUACAAGGCAUGGUUCAAUGAAGAUUGGGCAAUCUAACCAUAGGCUACACACAUAACACCAAGAGGAAAAGUAUGAUGCUAGCAAGAUUUGUAAACCUGAAGAUUAAUUUGUAAUAAAAUGUUUCAGAGCCGGUUCCAAGAACUGAUCAUACCAGGGUAACAAGGAAAUAUUUCAGGAAAAUACAAAUCUAAGAGGUAGUUUACAACGAUGCAGGCAAAUCAAUCAGAGGAAGUUUAGGAAGCAACAAAUCCAUUGUUGCUAAAUUAUUUUUCUGCACAAGUCACGAUGCUUGAGAUUCUGCAAGUAAUCCUUCAUGAAGGAAGAAGCAAUUUUGAGGGGCCAAAUAGUCGACUCCCAUUUGUAUUUCAGCCGAUCUUAUGACGUGUUCAUCGAAAUAUUACAUGUUCCAAUUCUCAAGCCUCACUCGAAUUAAUCAAAGAUAUUUGUUCACUUCUUGGGGGUCAGUGUAUGUUAAUGUAGAAUCACAUUUCAAUAUGGUCUUCUGAAAGACAAACUGUAGUGCUGCAGAUAGGACACAGAGGGGGCUCUCACUUUCUUUGGUCACAAACAUCUUUAGGAGACAUUUAGACUACUCGUUGCUCUGGAAGGUGACAUUGAGAUACUCCCUGUUGAGGAAAUCCUGCAAACACAA